AUGUGGCGACCGUGGCGAAAAUCAACUGUUCAAACAUCACCUUCUUCCCCAUUUUCUUGCUCUUCCUUUAAAGACAUCCAAACCCUCCUCGACGAACCCCCACAACCCCAAAACCAACGUCACCAAGACAAACCCUCUUCUUCUCACAAAAAAAAACCCUCCAUUUUUCAUCGAGUUCGCCUUGCCAACUCUCUCCUUCGAACUUGGUCAACUCAUAUCCAGCAUCAAUCCCAACCUCCUAAACUCUCCCGAACUCGCUCCCACCCCGAACCACCACAACCUACCGUCUCAAAGCUCGAACCAAAUGUCUCACCACUACCCAAACCUGGUGUCUCAAAACCCGAACCGAACGUCUCACUACCCGAUCCUGGUGCCUCAAGACCCGAACCGAACGUCUCACUACCCGAUCCUGGUGCCUCAAGACCCGAACCGAAUGUCUCACUACCCGAUCCUGGUGUCUCAAAACCCGAAACGAAUGUCUCACUACCCGAACCCGGUGUCUCAAAACCCGAACCGAACGUCUCGCUACCCGAUCCUGGUGUCUCAAAACCCGAACCGAAUGUCUCACUACCCGAUCCUGGUGUCUCAAAACCCGAACAUAACGUCUCACUACCCGAUCCUGGUGUCUCAAAACCCGAACCGAAUGUCUCAAUACCCAAAAAACAACCUCCAAUUUACUUCCCGUUAGCAGAAGAGUGCGUGGUGGUGUACUACACGAGCCUCCACGCGGUGAGACCCACGUUUGAUGCGUGCAAGAACGUGUUCUCUAUUCUACGUGGGUUUCGCGUUAAAAUUGACGAUCGUGACGUGUCAAUCGACUCGGGCUUUGCGGCCGAACUAAAACAAAUAAUGGGCCUGAGGCAGGCCGAGUUGGGCUUGCCCCAUGUAUUCAUAGCUGGUAAGUACGUUGGUGGGGUCGAGGAGUUGAGACAACUCAACGACGGUGGCGAGCUCAAGAAGCUUCUCGAAAACCUACCCGUACUGGAUCCAUCUGAAUGCCACAUGUGCGCGGGUCACAGAUUCGUUCUGUGCGACACCUGUAACGGUAGCAAGAAACACUACAUCGACAAGGUUGGCUUCAAAACGUGUAACAUGUGCAAUCAAAACGGUCUCCUUAGAUGUCCUUCUUGUCUUGCAAAUUCACCAACUUUGUCACAUUCCCAAAUUCACCAUCAAAUCCAAAACUGA
This is a messenger RNA of Sphenostylis stenocarpa, 1188 nucleotides long. The record is from the annotation of a GenBank genome assembly. Lineage: Eukaryota; Viridiplantae; Streptophyta; Magnoliopsida; Fabales; Fabaceae.